AUGCUUCUUUUCUUUUCUUUUCCUUCAUUUCCCUUUUUUUCUUUUUUUCUUUGCUUUUUCUUCAUUUUCCUUUCUUUCUUUUUUCAUUUUCCUGUCUUUCUUUUUUUUUUUUUUUUUUCAUUUUUCUUUUUUUUCUUUCUUAUUUCUUUCUUUCUUUCUUUCUUUCUUUCUUUUCUUUCUUUCUUCCAGUAUCAGCUCAGUAUGUUUUGUUUAUUUUUUUUCUUUUGUUUCUUUGUUCUUGUUCUAUGCUACUUUUCUUUUUUUUUCUUUUCCUUCAUUUCCUUUCUUUCUUUCUUUAUUCUUUCUUUCUUUGCUUUUCCUUCAUUUUCCUUCCUUCCUUUCUUUCUCUCUUCCUUUCUUUUUCUUCAUUUUUCCUGUCUUUCUUUCUUUUUCUUUCUUUUUCUUUCUUUCUUUUUCUUUAUUUUCCUUUCUUUCUUUCUUUCUUUCUUUCUUUCUUUCUUUCUUUCUUUCUUUCUUUCAGUCAGUCAGCUUGCGUGUUUUGUUUACCUUUUCUCUCUUUUGUUUCUUUGUUCUUGUUCUAUACUUCAUUAUUUCUUUCUUUCUUUUCCCUCAUUUCCCUUUCUUUCUUUUCCUUUCUGUCUUUCUUUUCCUUCAUUUUCAUUCCUUCCUUUCUUUCUCUUUUCCUUUCUUUUUCUUCAUUUUUCCUGUCUUUCUUUCUUUUUCUUUAUUUUCCUUUCUUUCUUUCUUUCUUUCUUUCUUUCUUUCAGUCAGUCACCUUCCGUGUUUUGUUUACCUUUUCUCUCUUUUGUUUCUUUGUUCUUGUUCUAUGCUUCUUUCUUUCUUUUCCUUCAUUUCCCUUUUUUCUUUCUUUCUUUCUUGCUUUUUCUUCAUUUUCCUUUCUUUCUUUUUUCAUUUUCCUGUCUUAAUUUCUUUUUCUUUAUUUUCGUUUCCUUUCUUUCUUUCUUUCUUUCUUUCUUUCUUCCAGUCAGUCAGUCAGCUUCCGCGUUUUGUUUACGUUUUCUCUCUUUUGUUUCUUUGUUCUUGUUCUAUGCUACUUUCUUUUCCCUCAUGUCCCUUUCUUUCUUUCUUUCUUUUUCUUCAUUUCCUUUCUUUCUUUCUUUUCUGUUCUUUCUUUCUUUUCCUUCAUUUUCCUUCCUUCCUUUCUUUCUCUCUUCCUUUCUUUUUCUUCAUUUUUCUUUCUUUCUUUCUUUCUUUCUUUCUUUUCCUUCAAUGUUCCUUUUUUCUUUCUUUCUUUUUUUCUUUCUGUCUGUCUGUCUGUCUCCCCCACCCCUCUCUCUCUCUCUCAUAAAGACACGUUCACAUAUUUACAUAUUUUCAUUCCUUCUUGUCUUCUAUCAUUCUAUUCUUAAUUUCUUUCUUUCCUUUUUCUUUCUUUCCCUUUUCUUUCUUUUCUUUUUUCUCUUAUCCCUUCCAUUUUCCUCCUUUGCUUUUUCCUUACUUAAUAAAUUCCGUUACUUCUUUCUUUCAUUCUUUCUUAAAUUAUUUACACCUUUCUUCCUUCCUUUCUUUGUUUUUUUGUUUGUUUCCUUCUUUCAUUCUUGUUCAUUUCCUUCUCUCUCUCUCUCUCUUGCUUUUAACUGCCUUCCAUUCUUUCUUUCUUUCUUUCUUUCUUUCGUUCUUUUUUUUUCGUUCUUUCUCUCUUUCUUUCUUUCGUUCAUUCUUUCGUUCAUUCUUUCUUGUUCAUUUCCAUUUAUCUGUCCUUUUCUUUUUCCUUCCUUACUACUUUCCAUUCUUUCUUCGUUUUUUUCUUUCUUUCUUUCUUUUUUUCUUUCUUUUUUGUUCAUUUCCUUCAACUUGUCGCUUCCUUUCUCUUCUCUUUCUUUCUUUCUUUCUUUCUUUCUUUCUUUCUUUCUUUCUUUCUUUCUUGUUCAUUUCCUUCUCUCUCCCUCUUCUUUAUUCCUUCCUUCCUAA
Messenger RNA from Acanthosepion pharaonis, 1893 nucleotides. NCBI's taxonomy places the organism in Eukaryota, Metazoa, Mollusca, Cephalopoda, Sepiida, Sepiidae. The record is from the annotation of a GenBank genome assembly.